Molecule: messenger RNA, 1602 nt
Organism: Megalops cyprinoides (Indo-Pacific tarpon)
Lineage: Eukaryota; Metazoa; Chordata; Actinopteri; Elopiformes; Megalopidae
Product: CCR4-NOT transcription complex subunit 9
Exons: 8
Coding region: 152-1045 (297 amino acids)
Biological process (GO): mRNA catabolic process; negative regulation of translation
Cellular component (GO): CCR4-NOT core complex; P-body; CCR4-NOT complex
Source: RefSeq, a predicted model, not a curated record
AGGGUUCACGGGUCGCACUUUCGUCUAAAGUUGUCUUAGGGCUCUCUGUUUUUGCAACAGAGAAUAUUUUUCAUAUUAAUAUUUUGUGUAAAACCGAUUUAAAAUAGGUACUCAACAGGCUCCGGGAGACCAUAUCCAAGCGCUUCAGAGAAUGUUGGCUACAGGAGCAGCUGUAACCACAGCACUGGCGCAAGUGGAUAGGGAAAAGAUCUACCAGUGGAUCAACGAGCUGUCCAGCCCGGAGACUCGGGAGAAUGCCCUGCUGGAACUCAGCAAGAAGCGGGAGUCUGUGCCAGACCUGGCGCCCAUGCUCUGGCACUCCUGUGGCACCAUAGCCGCACUCCUGCAGGAAAUUGUCAACAUAUAUCCCUCUAUUAAUCCACCCACACUGACAGCGCACCAGUCCAACAGAGUGUGUAACGCCUUAGCACUGCUGCAGUGUGUCGCCUCCCAUCCUGAGACACGAUCUGCAUUCCUGGCUGCACAUAUCCCACUAUUCCUUUAUCCCUUUCUACACACUGUCAGUAAAACACGCCCGUUUGAGUACCUGAGACUCACUAGCCUAGGAGUCAUAGGAGCUCUGGUGAAAACAGAUGAGCAGGAAGUGAUCAACUUCUUACUAACAACUGAGAUCAUUCCCCUUUGCCUCCGCAUUAUGGAGUCUGGCAGUGAGCUUUCCAAAACGGUUGCUACCUUCAUACUACAGAAAAUCUUGCUGGAUGACACAGGGCUGGCGUACAUUUGUCAGACGUAUGAGCGCUUCUCUCAUGUGGCGAUGAUACUUGGUAAAAUGGUCCUGCAGCUGUCUAAAGAGCCGUCAGCUCGUCUGCUCAAGCACGUUGUGCGAUGUUACCUCCGUCUCUCUGACAAUCCAAGAGCGAGGGAGGCCCUUCGCCAGUGCCUGCCGGACCAGCUGAAGGACACCACCUUCGCCCAGGUGCUGAAGGACGACACCACCACCAAGCGGUGGCUGGCGCAGCUGGUGAAGAAUCUGCAGGAGGGGCAGGUGACAGACCCCCGGGGCAUCCCCCUGCCCCCGCAGUGACAUUCCUGCGUCUCCCUGCUGCUGGUGAGGGCCGUCAGCAGCGAGGGCCGGGAAAUGAUUAAGGAUACGGGAAAAAGAAAAGGCAGGAAGAGCUGCCUCUGCUUCCUGUGCCCUGGGCACCUGGACCGCGUGGGACACCUGAUGUUCUUGCUGAGGUUUUCGUAAGGUGCUCUUUGCAAGAUUUUCAUAGAGGAAAAAGGUGCUCUUAGACAUUUUUCUGUCAGCAAACCCAGCUGUGAGGGCAACAUCCACACACCUGUUUGCUGCUUCCCCGCAGUCUGCUGACCCCUCCCUGUUCCGAAGCAGCAGCGAGGAGCUACAAAUGCACACUCCUCUCUGGACCUCUGCCCCAAACUGGACUUUGAAUACCAUGCUUUGUUUGUGCUCUGUUACCAACUGUAUAAAUACUGUAAAAUAAACCACACCUUUCAGAACAUGCAUUAACAUGGUCUAAAGUUAUUGUAGGGAAUCUAAAUGCAGUUCCUUUACUGCCAUCUCUUUGAGUGAAUAUUCUCACAGAAGGAGAACACGUGUUCUGAGAGUAACUGAUUUUUGUG